AAGAGCUAACCGGCUUGCAACAGUUCUGAUGUUGCUAUGAAUCUGUUUAAAAUUCAGUAACGUUUUACUAACGUGCUAAUACUGUACAGACCGUGAAGAGCUAUCAAACCAUUUGAGAAAAUAUGCAGCUUUUCGUGACCUUUAUGAUUGUCAGCUUCAGUUUAGCAAAUAUCUAUCAUGUCGGUGCUGCGAUGGCGGACAUCGGUGUUGCAAAUUUUCUCCACAAGAUAGACGCUGCCGCCUUUGUAGCAACAAGUCGGGCUCACCGAGGUAGCUGUGGUGGGAGUAUUUCUAUUAACGAUGGAGAAAGUAUAACAAUUCGAUCGCCAAAUUACCCAAAUAAAUACGGCAAUAAUUUAGUUUGCAAGUGGAUCAUUUCUUCAGCUACUGGAAAGAGUAUGACCGUUUCGUCAAAUUCCUUUCACCUGGAAUACAGUUCGAUAUGUCAAUGGGACUAUUGGAUGAUUAACGGCAUAAAAUACUGUGGAACUGUUGGUCCUCAAGGAGUGACUUUUUCCGGGCAAAAGGAAAUUUGGUUUAUCACGGAUAGCACGAUAACAGAUUUAGGAUUCGACAUCACCAUAAAGGUGCCAGCAACCGUGCCGCCAACGUGCACAGACAGCUCAAAUUGUCCUUUCAAAUGCGGUAUUCCACAAACAGCACCCAACUUAACACCUUCCUCCAGUGCCGGUCGGAUUGUUGGGGGCGUUACUGCGGUUGCCCACAGCUGGCCCUGGCAAGUGGGUAUCCUGACGGCAGCCGGCAACAAUUUCCAGUUUUGUGGCGGUUCUGUGUUGGAUACAAAGUGGAUUCUAACAGCUGCUCAUUGCUGUAUACAUCAAACUGCCAACGAUCUACGAGUUCGCGUAGGAGCGCAUAACUUGUCACGUCCAGAUGCAAGCACUCAAAUUAUUCCAGUGUCCCGAAUUGUCAUGCACCCGAGUUACGGCGACACCACGCAGACGCACGAUUUCUGCAUGUUGCAAUUACGCGAGGCAAUCAGCAUAAGCCGGGAUGUUCUUCCGGUGUGUUUGCCCACCGCCUUAGAUGCCUCACCCGGCACUCGAUGUUUCACCACCGGUUGGGGCGUCACACAGGCUUCCCGAAUUGCGGCGGUACCUAAUAUCAAAGCACUCCUUCAGCUGCAACAGCAAGCAGCGAUUGGAAAAAUUCCACCAAGAAUUGUCAAAAAACUGGCGCGUAGUACUGCAACGGUUCUGCAGCAAGUGGAUGUUGCGGUAAUGGAGGCGAAUGCCUGUGCAGCGAAGUAUAGUCCCAUAAGCCUGAUUGAUGACAGCAUGUUGUGUGCGACAGCCCCGGGAAAAGAUUCAUGCCAGGGAGAUAGUGGCGGUCCCCUCGUGUGUCCACGGGCUGAUGGAAAACCGGGAUUUGUCCUGGCUGGUGUGACAUCCUGGGGAAUUGGAUGCGCUCGGCCAAAUUAUCCAGGUGUUUACGGAAAGGUCAUCGGAGUAGUACCAUGGAUUACCACAACAAUGGCCAGUUAACUAAUCAAAGAACAACCUUACGAACUCGUUCCGUGGAUUUGAAGGGUAGUUGUGGAGGGCCGGGCCGGAAUUAUACUGCAGCAUGUGCAAAUACCGGGCAACCGUUUCCUACAUACGUAUAUCUGUACAAGCCCAGCACGGAUGAAUA
Molecule: messenger RNA, 1653 nt
Organism: Paramacrobiotus metropolitanus
Lineage: Eukaryota; Metazoa; Tardigrada; Eutardigrada; Parachela; Macrobiotidae
Product: kallikrein-14-like
Exons: 8
Coding region: 123-1505 (460 amino acids)
Biological process (GO): proteolysis
Molecular function (GO): serine-type endopeptidase activity
Source: RefSeq, a predicted model, not a curated record